CGCAGGACGGACGCGUACCGAAAGAGUUCGUUGAUGUACGUAAUUCCCAACAAUUGAGUUCCAAACUGGUCCAGGCCAAUUAAAAGUUGUCAUACCCUAACCACGCUGCGCUGGCAGCAACCUACAGAGUGUACAAUCCAAUUUUCAGUACAUCUCUCUCUCUCUGUCUGUGUCCCAGUCUAUGGUGAGGAGGGCUCAUAUAGUUAGCCGGGUGUUGUGAAGGAUUAAACAUUUGUUGUUUGGAGUUCGCUGGGUCGGUUGUCACACGAAACAGGACGUGAAAGUUCCGGUGUGUGCGGUGUGAAUCGGUUGCACGGUUAGGUGAAUUAAAUCACAAGGCAAGGAUAACAAUAUUUUAGCGUGGCAUCGCGCGCGUCACUCAGUGCUUUAGAAUGAGAAGUUUGUGGCCGUUAAUUAUAUUAUUUGCGUAUGGCGUUGCGAUGAUUGACGCAGGUCGUGGCAGAGGCGGCGGCGGCGGCGGUCCUCGGCCAAGUGUUGGAAUGUCGUACAACGCAAGCUGCAUCAACCCAAACGACGAGGCCGGCCACUGUGUCCUGGUGCAGGAGUGCAAGCUCGUCCUGUCGGUGCUGCGAAAGGAAACUCUUACCAACGACGAUGUGGCAUUUCUGUACAGCAGUGAAUGUGGCAAGCUGGAGGGCAAAAGUCUAGUCUGCUGUCCGAGCUAUUCCAUUGCCGGCAAUCACAGUCACAGCCAGCUCGACCCCGUUAACCGAGUGGAUCAGGCGGUUCAGGGCCAGGGUCACGAGGUCACCGAGCAGGAAUCCAAACCAGUGCAGGACCAGUGGAGCUUGCUGCCACAGCCUGGGGACUGUGGGAUCCAACCGAGCUAUCAACUAUUUGGAGAGAAUUUCACCAAGCUGGACGAGCAACCGUGGACGGCGCUGGUUCACUACGGCAAUAAACCGUACGAGUUCAGUUUCGAGUGUGGAGGUGCCCUCAUCAGCUCACGUUACGUGCUCACCGCAGCCCACUGCGUUACCAACAGAACCAGAUGGAACAAACUGACGGUGCGCCUCGGCGAGUGGGACACCGAAUCGACGGUGGAUUGCAUCUCCAUCGGAGACUUUAGCGAGUUCUACUGCGCCGAUCCGGCCAUAGACGUGGCCGUCGAAAGCGUGCUUGUCCACGAGCAGUACGCCCGCCAUCAUCGGCCCCAGCUGAAUGACAUUGCACUGCUACGGCUGGCGGAACCCGUCGCCACGAGUUCGUGGGUUCGUCCGGUGUGCCUGCCGGAACGGUCCGUGGCGGCCAAGGGCGAUGACCAGGUGUUUACGCUGGCCGGAUGGGGGAACAACGGGUGUGGUAACACGAGCCGUUACAAGGUUCGGUCCAAGUUAAACGCGCUUAGCCAGGAGCAGUGCAAGGGCAAUCUUCCGGCAGGCUUCCGAAGGGCCAACGAGUACCUCUGUACGGUUGCGGUCAACGAGGGUGACAAAUGUCACGCGGAUUCCGGUGGAGCCGUGACCAGUACACGGCAAGUUGCGGGCGUUGGAGUAGUUCACGAGCUGGCCGGAAUCCUGAACCAUAUGAAGGAGUGUCAAGCCAGCAAGCCAAUUGGCAUUUUCACCAACGUGGGACAGUACACCGAGUGGAUUGUAAGCAAAUUGGAACAAUUCCCAUCAUUUCACGACCCAACUAAACUGGUUUGCGAAGUGAGUGCCCUCUCUCGGAUCGGGAAAUAUCCAAUCUCUGUGGCUAUAUGUGUGUUAGCACACUUACCGGUGCGCAAACUGGUUGUUGUGCUUUUGUUUUGUUCAGAUCAUUCGCGUCAACGACGCCGGGUGACGACCAGUGCCACGGUCAUCGGUUCAGUAUUAGCAGGGCAUUGGCAUAGAGGAAACCGAUCUGCUCGAUCGUGUCCAGCAAUGGCAAACGUUGUUUUGGUUCUGGUUGCAGCCGCCCUAACCGGCUUCUUGCAGGGUUCCAGUACCGUAGUGGCGCAGUAUUGGUCCAGCUGCAAGACGCCUGUCAAUGAAGUGGGAUCAUGCGUCCUGGUAGCGGAAUGCAACUUUAUUCGCCAGGUGCUUCAGAAACCUAUUCUGGGCCAGAAUGAUAUCCGAUUCAUCGAGGCUAGCCGAUGUGGUAUCAAGGACAGGAAGGCUCUGGUAUGUUGUGCCAAGCCUUCAGGAUCUCCGCCAGCGGGCUCGUCUCCUCCGGUUGCUCAACCGGUUACAUCUAGGAUCGACCAAGCUCCCUCAAACGUGGACAAACGCCACUUACUGCCCAAAUCUCCCGUAUGUGGAGUUCAGUACAGUGACCGAAUUGUGGGUGGAGAGCGGACAAAAAUUGACGAAUAUCCCUGGACAGCACGUGUUCAACACUUUGAUAAUCGCUAUGGGGAGACUAAAUUCCACUGUGGAGGAUCGCUGAUCAACGAGUUUUAUGUGCUGACCGCGGCCCAUUGCGUCUCGGGGAUUCCCCGCCACUGGACUGUUAACGCCGUUCGCUUGGGCGAAUGGAACACCGCCACCGAUCCGGACUGUGGUGAGGAUCCGGACGACUGCUACGACCGGGUGCAGGAUAUCGACGUUGCCAAGAUCGUGCAGCACGAGAACUUUAUCAACACUAAAACCGAAGUGCAUAAUGAUAUCGCGCUGUUGCGGUUGGCCCGGAAGGUCGUCUACUCGGAUACGGUGGUGCCGAUCUGCUUGCCGCUGGAUGGUAGCUUUGCCAGCAGGCCGUACGAUUCGCUGAAGAUGUUCGUUGCAGGAUGGGGACAGACGGAAGAUGCUAGCGGUAGUCAGUUCAAGCUGUACGUCGCGCUGAAGGGCGUCCCGGUGGAGCGUUGUCGCGCCGAAUUCCCAACUGCGCGCAUUGACGACCGGCAGAUCUGUGCCGGUGGCGAAGCCGGCAAGGAUUCCUGCAAGGGAGACUCGGGCGGACCGCUGAUGGACCUGGUCGUAUCCCAGGGACAGGCCGUUUACUAUCUGGCCGGGGUGGUCAGCUUUGGCAAGCAGUGUGGACUGGCGGGCGUUCCGGGGGUGUACACCAAGGUGAACCGGUUUGGCGAUUGGAUUCUGAACCAUCUGGAGCCGUGAGAUUGAGAUUUGAACUGAAGAGACGAAUAAAGGCAAACCUUUUUAUUUAAUUUCAAAA
Culex quinquefasciatus (southern house mosquito) is the source of this 3117-nucleotide messenger RNA. RefSeq lists its product as uncharacterized. Lineage: Eukaryota; Metazoa; Arthropoda; Insecta; Diptera; Culicidae. Gene Ontology annotation, molecular function: serine-type endopeptidase activity. Gene Ontology annotation, biological process: proteolysis. The transcript is spliced from 10 exons. Bases 393 to 3059 code for a protein of 888 amino acids. The record is from RefSeq and is a predicted model, not a curated record.